CCUCUUUUCGCGCUUUGAUCGAUUCCUUCCCGCUCGAGUCGACGCGAUCGAGUUGCAAUCGAAUCGAGUCGACUCGAACGGAAUCGAAACGACCGAGCGCCGACCGCUUCCGGUAACGGCGCGAGGUUGCGCUCCGCUCCCUGAAAAGCAGAAAAUCCAUCGUCUCUUUGAGUUUUCUCUAAAGCAAACACCGCUAGCGAGCGAUCCGAAGGAUUCCGCUGGUCGGAAACGAUCGGACGCGAUCGGAGAGGCGGAGGCGCGCACGCUCGCGCGGCCUCGGGCCGCCGACUUUCGUUCGAUCGAUAGCCAGCCACGGGUCGCGAGCUCGCGCUCUGCUCCUCGCGGAAACCGACGGUAGCGAACAAUGACGAAUAAUGACGAAUAACGGCGAAUAAUGGAGGCGAAGGGACGGUGGGCCGGGCGAAACCUUCGAGCGAGCGAGGACAGUACGGAGGAUUAACCUUGCGAUCGUUUCUUCCUUUGCAGCGGACGUCGCGAAAUCGAAAUGGAAACACUUGCGGGACAAUUUCCGCAACGAACUCAAGAAGACGUAUCGAGGGAAAUGCGAGGGUGGCGGGAACGAGCACGAUUCCAAAACUGCUCGGCGGCCCUCCGAUCCUCGCCGGAAGGGACGCAGAUCGAGCCGCAGAUCGACAUUCUCGAGGGCCACGAGGAGACCCGAUUCGACGACCUGGACGGCGACUCUUGCCAGUCGCUGCUGUCGAACGAGGACGGGCUCCAUCACGUGAUGCCGCCGCCCAAGCUGAACAAGAUCGGCAGGAAGAGGAGCCUGAUGGACGCGUUGGACAACGACUACUCCGAGGUCGACAGGAAGCGAUUCGAGUCCCUGCAGAAGAGGCUGAGCGUCUCUCAGGAGGAGGAGGACGACACCUACCACUUCCUGAUGAGCGUCCGGAACCCCCUCAAGAGCCUGCCGCUCGACCGGCAGAUGUUCGUCAGGCUGAAGAUCCAGGAGCUCGUCUACAACGAGAUCAACUCGCAGAACCAGCAGCAGAAUCGCUCGGCGGUCUACGACGGGCAGCAGGACGUGAAGCCCCUCAGAGCGGGCGGCACCGUCGCGGCCGGGACCGGAGUGGGCCCGGGCCCCGGGCCUGGCGGGGGCGUCGCCGAUGCCGACUCCGCGGUCUCGGGCGCCGCGGCCGUCGUCGGGACCGAGCAGCCCGGCAUCGGCGACGCCGUCUCCCACUCGGCGGCCUUGCUCCAAAAUUCCGCCUCGGACGGCUCCGCUCACGAUGCCUUCUUUGGUUAAUUUAAUUUACCUUCUCAGC
This is a messenger RNA of Nomia melanderi (Alkali bee), 1289 nucleotides long. NCBI's taxonomy places the organism in Eukaryota, Metazoa, Arthropoda, Insecta, Hymenoptera, Halictidae. The record is from RefSeq and is a predicted model, not a curated record.